AUAUGGUAUGGCCGGCAUGGUAUAGACACAAAAGAACUGGAGGAGAGAAAGUCAAAGUAAGAGAUAGAGCGGGUGUUGUCGCUGGAAUGGAGUACAAAUACAAAUACUAAAGCUGUAUGACUAUGGAGCGGUGAUUGUGAAAGUUUGUUAAGAAGUGUGUGCAAUAAAUGUACAGAUGACACGCACACAAGGAACCAGAAGGCAAACGAUGACUGGAUGACGGCUGUGUGUUACGGUGACCGCGACAAAAUACAAAAAAAUAAAUAAGAGAGGGGAAAAUCCACGACAAUAAUGCGCCGACGGCGUGGCAGUAUUACGUUUUACACUUGAAUCGAAAGUCAGCAGAGCCAGAGUGAGCCAGACCGCGGUCAGCCGAAGCAGAUGGACACUCUGAUAAAUUUCAACCCACCCGGCUUACGGACCGCUCUCUAGUUCGAGAUCAAGAUCCAAGUCACCGCGGUCUGCUCCCAAGUUAUUUCUUAGCAUGAUCUCCAACGUGCUCUGACAUAAAUAUUCAUCUUAACUGGAACUAGUGACUAGAACUGGUGACUAACUGGUGCUACUGAUAAUUAUCAACACUAAUUAGUAACCUGCGACUAAGUAGACUAGUACGUCAGGACAAGUGACAACACAUGUGUCUGCUCGGCUGAUUACGUGAUUUGGAGUGCGGAGAGAUUAUCGAAUUUACGAAACUGUUAGUAAGCACUUGCUGCUAAGCAACGGGAUCAAGAGCACGUGGUUUAUAGUUGUCAGUGACAAGUUAUCUCAUCAACUCGUUAAUAUAGAUAUUUGUUGAUGGAUCUGUCAGCUAAUUAAGGAAGCGGGAGUUUUUAAGGGGCCAAUUGUUGCCGGAAGGUCUGGAGGUCUGGUGGUGGUUGGUGCUGAUGAUCAACAAGGUGUAGUGGGAGCUGAUGCAUUUGCUUGAUCGCCCGGGAUACGUAUGCUGUUGAGUUGACGCUGCUUAACGUUAUUAAUAGAUAUUUUGGUGGUGAGGUGGGGGCCGCUCACGGGUGAAAAUAGCAAAAGAAUGUUUUUGGAAUCUACUUGGACUUGGUUGGCAGAACGAUGGGGCAAUAUGGCCGACUUGGCCGAGCGGGUGGACGAUCUGAUAUGCAGUUUCGACUCGUCUGGUGACACGACGAUGGAUACACUGUCGAUGUUAAUAUUCGGGUGGAUGCUAUUCGGUCUGAUUGUUCUGUGUAUCGGUAAAUAUAUUUACAAUAACUUUGUACUGAAUGACAAAUUAAGUACGACCUCGAGUGUUGGUGCUAGUGGUCAUGUGGGUGGAACCUCGUCAUCAGUACCAUCAACCACCAGUGCUAAAGAUGGACACCCGGGUUUUCAUGGUAUCGGUGAAAGUGUCGUAUCUGCUGGCAACUUUGCCAGUAAACUUCUUACCCAAGAAAAACCAAUUAAAGUGGCAAUGGCUAAAUCGGCAGCAGCAUCUGCUGCUAAUUUAACAUCAAGUAGUGGUGCUAGUAGUGGGAUCGGUGUAAUUGGUAUUGGUGGUGCGGGUGCUGGUGCUGGUGGUAGUUCUGGGGGUGGAGGUGGAUAUGUACCGCCGACACCGCCUACACGAAAACGUCUUACGAGAAAAACAUCGGGCCCACUGAUAAGCCCAGCAAGGAGCUCUCGUGCCCUUCAUCUGCCGGCCGCGACCGGCGCUGACGCCGAGGCCGUCCGAUGGGUCAACGAGCUUGUCAUUUGGCUGCACUCUGACCUGGUGAUACUCAAUGAAUUACUUGCUGUUUGGGUUACUUCACUCAACGAGUUCGUCGCCAGCUCCGUCGAUGAGCAUGGAGUUGGAGUCGAAUUCGUACGAGUCCUUCCGGAAACUCAGUCUCCGAGUUUUUCAAAUAUUUUUUGCGAGUGCGAUUCUAAGGAUGACGUAACAAUAACAUGCGAUUGUGAAGCAACACCCGCUUUGCAAUUGAAAGCUUUCCGUCAAAAAGGAGAUAAAGUUGAGGUCAGUCAUUAUCGCGUCAAUGUUAACCGCUUCCGUGCGCGUCUUAAUGUUGUUUGCAUCACGGAAAAAUUGCUGUUGGAUUUAAAAUGUGAUGGAUGGCCUGAGGUCAAGGUUUCAUUGGCGGCUGUCGGCACGAUAAAAAAGGAUUUAGAUGAGAGCCAGUUGCAGGAAGUUGUGACGGAAAUAGUCGUCGGUGCUCUCAGAGGUACCAACGUACAUUUGAAUUUGUCAAAGUAUCCAACUUGCCCGAGACUAUGGCGGGAACCCCCGCCGCAAAGUGGAUUCCCACUCCCGCUCCAUUACGACAGUAUGUCCCAUUCAACUGGACCGACUGGACAGCAGAAGUAUAUUCCAGGCGAAAGACGUUUGUUAGUUAAAGUUGUAAAAGCGAGUGAUUUAGGUGGCCAGCAAGGUUGUUUUGAGCCUUAUUGCGUUGUAGAAGUAGAUGAUCCACCUCAGAAACACCAAACUUCUGUUAAAAAAAAUACUGUCAGUCCUAUUUGGGACGAAGCCUUUCUAUUUGAUGUCAGUCAAAAUACUUUUGAAGUAUUGCUGGAGAUUUAUGACCACGCGAACAAAAGUAAUAGAUUUCUGGGCUUAGGUAUUGUGGGUAUUGAAGAAUUGUUAAUUAAUCCAAGUCAAAGACAAAUAAUUCCAUUACAAGCGCGGCCUUAUGAACAAGAUGAAGUUACUGGAACUCUUACCGUUGAGUUUGUAUUUAUUGAGGGAGCAGAAGUGCCGCAAAUAGGAAAUAAACCAUUUAAAGUUAAGGAAGCAAUAAAACCACCGACUCCAACGCGCACAUACAAUCAAACGAAUCUACUCAGCAAUAAUAGUCUUAAUUAUAACAAUGGUAACAGCACUCUUAUCUUGUACGACACUACUGCUACUCAGUCGACCGGGGGAUUAUCAUUUAUUUCAGACUUCCUAACGAACGGUACGACUGGCGAGUCGCCGUACAGAACUGGCCAAUCAAAUGGCAAUAAAGGUACUCUGAUUGUACACAGCCAACAGAGGCCGCCAGAACGGCAAAUCGUUAAGGUGACACUUUCUGAGGACGGAAGCUGGCAAGAAAUCUCACCAGAGCACGCCAAUAGAGAUAUGAGCGCAACUUCCGGUCUCGAAAGUACUCCUAAUUCAUCAAAUUCUGAUAGUCUACGAGAACGGGGUAGAACAAGAAGGAAACGUCGAGACUUUUUCGGUACAAUUAAAAAACGUUUGAAUAGAUCUCGAAACAGAAGUCGAUCAGCUGGUCCUGAAGGAGAUACUAAUCACGAAGACGCCCAUUCAAGAUCAAUAUCCGCUGAUAGAGCGCGUGAUCCCGGAUCCGCUUUGCUAUCUGUACCAGGAAAAGAAGAACACUCAAGACGAUCGAGUCUCAGUGAAGCUUCUGCCAUCAGCGGAACUUCUACGAGGACUUAUGUCAAUGAAGCUUCAACUUUAGUACUAGAAACUCUUGAGAAUGGAGUUAAAAAACACUACCUCGUACCAUUGUCACUAGCACAAAAGAGUAAAUGGAGAAAAAAAGGCACUAAAUUACAUAUAUUCAACGAUCAUACUUUCAUUGCGAAACAUAUGCCAGGAGGUACUGUUUGCGAAGUAUGCAAAAGAACAUUAGCCCGAAGACUGGGCAAACAGGGUUACGAAUGUAGAGACUGUUUAAUGAAGUGCCAUAAACAUUGUCACGUUAAAGUCGAGUCAUUGUGUUCUACAUCAACGAUACAGAGUAUUGAAUUGUCACUACUGCCAGUUCUGAGAGAAUAAAAUAAUAGGUGAGCUGGUGUCGAUCAAAUGUUAAGAUCCUACGUCCAGACACCGAAAUUCGAGCGAAGAUUUUCAACUCGUCGAUGUUAAUAAAUCAACGGCACUUAUUAUUUAUACAUAUAUAUGUUUAUAUAUAUAUGUAUACAUAUAUAUAAUUAAUUAAUUAUUUAUUUAUUUAUAUAAUAUGUUAUAAUAUAUUUAUUUAUUAAUAUUAAUCGCGAUUAUGGUUAUAAAAAAGAAAGUAAUCAUGUUAAUUGAAUCCCUCCACGUGAUAAAGGUCAUAAAUAUUCGUACAAAAAAUAAUAAUAAUUUUAAUUAUUAAAACAAUCAUUUAUCAAUUACUUGUCAUAAAGUAGAUUUAUUAGCAAUCAUUUACUCGCGAUUUUAUUUAAAAUUCAUAAAAAUUUUCAUUUUCUAAUAAUUUAUUAUUUAAAAUUCGCGGUUAAUGCGAAAGUAUCUUCUAUUUCAUUGGAGUUAUGAAAUGGAAACUACCUCUACUUAUAUUAUUAAAAAAAUAAAACACAAUAAAGUCUUUUUCUCACAAUCAAAAAUAUCCGGCUUUGUUUUCCGGAUUCUCAUACAUAAUAUAUAUAAGAUUGUUUUAUUUAACAGAAAAAAAAAAUAUAAUAACAAAUAAUAUUGUUUAAAUAAAAGCAAUCGGUAAUUUAUUAUAUAUAAGUACUUAAGUUUCGAUAUUUUUUAAUAUAUUUAUCAAUGCGUGAUUGAUCUAAUGUAUAAUUAUUAUUGUUAUAUUAA
Microplitis demolitor is the source of this 4486-nucleotide messenger RNA. RefSeq lists its product as uncharacterized. The transcript has 19 exons. The record is from RefSeq and is a predicted model, not a curated record. Lineage: Eukaryota; Metazoa; Arthropoda; Insecta; Hymenoptera; Braconidae. The coding region runs from base 1028 to 3730 and encodes 900 amino acids.